Ooceraea biroi (clonal raider ant) is the source of this 1212-nucleotide messenger RNA. Its product is annotated as RWD domain-containing protein 2A. Gene Ontology annotation, molecular function: protein binding. Lineage: Eukaryota; Metazoa; Arthropoda; Insecta; Hymenoptera; Formicidae. The record is from RefSeq and is a predicted model, not a curated record.
UUGCUGUCAGAGCAACAGUAAUAACGGAGCAGGGGCACGAGCUUGCGUGUGAAUAUCAGCUGAUCUCGCGAUAACCUCAACGCGAGACGCGUGUCUAGACGAUAUAUCGUUGGUUUUACAAAUUGUCGUCCGACGAAAUAAAACGAGACAGAGUGGUGUAUCAUAUUUCGUCGCAUGUGUCCUUGCUCAGGAAGACAUGUCCACUCCGCAGGAAGUAACGGAGACUCUGAUGGCGCAGGUGAACGAAUUGCAGACGCUGCAAUCGAUUUACCCGACCGAGCUGGUCGUGGCGGACCAUGGGGUUUUGGCUGACAUCAACGAGUACAUCGAGCGACCCGACAGGGAUCUACCACGAUGGCUAGAGUAUGCCAUCACGAUCCCGUUGAACGGAGAGAAUGUCGAGCUGUUGAUAAAUCUACCGACCAACUACCCGAAAGAACGGCCUGAAGCGUACGCAAGAGGCUCUCACCUGGACAGAACGCAGCAGUGUCUACUGAAUAAAGACCUUUCUGCCAUCGUGAAGGAUCAGGAGGAAGGAGAGGCUUGCAUUUACACACUGAUCUCGUGGUUGCAGGAUAACGCGGAAACUUAUCUCAAGGCUUCUGUAUGUAGCCAAGCGGAUAAACGCAGUGACGUCCCAAAUAGAGGCAACACGGACGAUCAGACCGCGGUAGUUUUCGCCAGAUACUGGAUUUACAGUCACCAUAUAUAUAGCAAAUUUAAACGGCGGGAUGUGGCGAGUUUAGCGAGGGAAAACUCUAUCACGGGAUUCUGCCUAGCUGGCAAGCCGGGGAUCAUUUGCAUGGAGGGAACCCUAGAAGACUGCGAUUACUGCUGGCAAAAGAUUAAAGUCAUGAACUGGCAGAGGAUAUUAAUAAAGCUGUUAGAGAAAGAAGAGAACUGUAUCAGAGAGAGUGUCGGCAACGUGCGCAAGUUUGCUGAUUUUCAGGAAGUAUCAUUUCCCACUACCGAGCGCCACAACGACAUGGGUCAGCUCUUCAAGUACUUAACUGACCAUGAUUGCCAGCACGCGUUCAAGGAACUGUUUGGCAUCGAAGGAAAGUUUAGCAAGUUUUCAGAUUAAUGUACGAUUGUUUGUGUAAAAAUGUAAAUAUGAUGAAAAAAUAUAUAAUUUUCUGUACAAUUAUCUUCAAUUAAUCCCAAAGAAUUUUGCAUGAUAUAUAUUUAAUAAAAUUUAUAUUGCAUAAUAAU